Molecule: messenger RNA, 2596 nt
Organism: Labrus bergylta (ballan wrasse)
Lineage: Eukaryota; Metazoa; Chordata; Actinopteri; Labriformes; Labridae
Gene: cdipt
Product: CDP-diacylglycerol--inositol 3-phosphatidyltransferase (phosphatidylinositol synthase)
Biological process (GO): phosphatidylinositol biosynthetic process
Cellular component (GO): Golgi apparatus; membrane
Molecular function (GO): CDP-diacylglycerol-inositol 3-phosphatidyltransferase activity
Source: RefSeq, a predicted model, not a curated record
CGUAACCAGGCGUUGACAAGAAGCUGCCAGGAAGUCAUCGCUCGAAACAGAUUCAACUGUAGCUUGUAGUAACUUUGUCUUUAUUUAACUGUAACACGCAGUGAACUGAAUAAAAAAAAAAAAGACGACGUGUGUCAAACAAAUACUCCACAAACCUCAAAGAUGGAGCAGGAAAAUAUCUUUCUCUUCGUUCCCAAUUUGAUUGGUUAUGCCCGGGUUGUCCUGGCCCUGCUGUCCUUCUACCUGAUGCCCUGCUGUCCUUGGCCGGCUGUCUUCUGCUACCUGCUCAGUGCCCUGCUUGACGCUUUCGAUGGUCACGCCGCACGAGCGCUCAACCAGUCCACAAAGUUUGGAGCCAUGUUGGACAUGCUAACAGACCGCUGUGCCACCAUGUGUCUGCUGGUGAACCUGUCCCUCCUCUACCCAUCCUACACCUUCCUGUUUCAGCUCAGCAUGUGUCUUGACAUCGCCAGCCACUGGCUGCAUCUGCACAGCUCUACAAUAAAAGGAUCGACCAGUCACAAGACCAUCGACCUUUCAGGCAACCCCAUCCUCCGCAUCUACUACACAUCAAAGCCGGUGCUGUUUGUGAUGUGUUUUGGGAAUGAGCUCUUCUUCUGUUUGCUCUACCUCCUCCAUCACGUCGAGGAACCAGCUGGCUGGGUGUACUGGCUGCAGGGUCUCUGUGGGAUCAUCUGCCUGCUCAAGUCCGGCAUCAGCCUCGUGCACCUCAUCACAGCCUCCCAGAACAUGGCUGCCAUUGACGAAGCUGAGCGAGAGCAAAGCAGGAAGACGCAGUGAGGGAGGAGAGAGAGAGCUUCAGCAACAGAUCCAACACGCAAUUAUUUUAUGUCAUUUUAUCAGAUACAGUGAACUACGGUGACUGAAAUAACACGAACAGAAAGAAAGCAGAAAAGUUUUAUGACCAAACGUCACAAUAUUUAAAUUCCAUGAUCAAGACAGGUGUGCGUCUGAAAGAUACGUCCUUAACAGUUUUUACAAUCGUUCUGCUGUGAUUUAUUUUACAAGCAAACAAUGAUGAUACAUCUUAAUACUAAAUUCUGCAUUUUUUCCGAGCCAGGAAAAUUUAACUUCACAAAAUAUCAAAGAAUGAAACAGUGUGUUAUUUCUUUAUACAGUGCAGAGUUUGUCUACUAAGAUUAUGACAUCAAUUGUCUUAUUAACAUUUAGAGUGAAGGAGCUGCAGAGCGAAAAAAAAAUAUUAUAUAUAUUAUAAAUAUUAUAUUUCAACUUAAUAACUUUACUCAAAGUUAAGAUACGUCUGAUUUGUGGCAGAUUUAAUCGGAAGCUCCUCAGUGUCAGGUAGAAAGAUAAACGUGUUUAACAGUGUGUGAGGAGAAACUCCGGGUUCUACAGGGUCUGCAUGGAGGAUAUGUACGUUUAAAUUAAGACUUGUCACCCACCAGUACCCUGAGGGGAAACGAGAGGAAAUCAGAGUACCAACUGAUGAAACUUGUUAAAAACAUAGUUAUUGUGCUGCUGAGGGUAAAAAACUUGAACAACAUGAUCAGAAUAGUCUUUGAGGAUUCAAGAAAAAAUAUUUUUAAUUUUAAAUCAGGAUUAAAUGGAUACAAAUGAUUGGACAUUUUAAUUGUCUGACAACAUGACAGAAGAUCCCUGAAGAGAAAGACCGUUUUUGUUUCCAAUGUUCCAGAGUUAUUGUGUUUAAUCCAAACAUCCAAACUUACCAUUCAAAACAGCAAAGUCACAAAAUAACAGAGAGAUAAAUGCGGCGUAGGUAUUCAUUUAGCAGUGCGUUGAUGAAAGCUCUGGAGUUACAUAUUCCAAGUUGUUUGCUUGGGGAAUACACCAGUUGAGCAGUUUUGUUCAGCACCAGGUUGGUGUCUGAAGUUGAACUGAAUGAAAAAGACUAUCAAAUGUUUUAAUACACGUUUCAGUUACAGCAUGUUCAAUCAAACUUUUUGUAGAAAUGUGAAGAAACUAAGUCUGUUCUGGCUCUGAUUUACCGCUAAUAUCUACCUGAAUUCUUGAUUUGUUUAUUUUUUUUGAAUGUCAGUUUUACUUUUGCUAAAUUUAGAUCAAAUUUGUGUCCCUGUCCUUGGCGACACACAGACCAAAAAUCGGAAGCUCUCAGUUAAUGCAGACGACACCCUCUUAUUCGUGUUACAGAAAAAUCUCAAACUUUUACUCAUAAAUCAAAAAGCCGAUUCUUUCCUUUCAAAGCACUAGGUAAUGAGCACUUAAAUAUUCCUUUUGUGACUCCGAGCCACUGUUUUUUCUGUUAUUAUUGUUAUUAUUAUUAAUUCAUUAAGAUUCCAGCUUUUAUUUUGGUGUUGGUUUAAUGGCAAUCAUGACUUAUUUGAAAUGUCAGCUGUUGUUUCUUUGUGGUAGAAGAGACCUGCUUGUAUUUAGUCUGCUUAGAAACAGAGAGUUAUGCAGGUCAUAAGUUAUACCUCACUUGAAGAGCACCAAGUAUUAUUGUUGACUGUUUUGCAUUGUAUAUUUUAGAGUCUCUGACCACGUUUGUGCUGACUAUGGACUUCUGUAUGCCAAGUUUCAAUGCAGAAUGUGUGAUAAAAAAGUGUGGAAAUACAAAUAUUUUCUUCUUGUUUUA